Molecule: messenger RNA, 1104 nt
Organism: Penicillium egyptiacum
Lineage: Eukaryota; Fungi; Ascomycota; Eurotiomycetes; Eurotiales; Aspergillaceae
Source: the annotation of a GenBank genome assembly
AUGUCGACUACUAUUGAAAAGAUCAAGGAGAUUGAGUCCGAGAUGGCUCGGACUCAAAAGAACAAGAACACCUCAUAUCAUUUAGGACAACUGAAGGCGAAGCUUGCUAAGCUCAAGCGUGAACUUCUGACCCCGACUGGAGGCGGUGGUGGUGGUGGAUCUGGCUUCGAUGUUGCGCGUACUGGUGUGGCCAGUGUUGGCUUCAUUGGUUUCCCGUCCGUCGGCAAGAGUACACUAAUGAAUAAACUGACUGGCCAACAUUCAGAAGCCGCGGCGUACGAGUUCACAACCCUCACAACUGUCCCCGGUCAAGUGAUGUACAAUGGCGCCAAGAUUCAGAUUCUCGAUCUUCCCGGUAUUAUCGAAGGUGCCAAAGACGGCAAGGGUCGUGGUCGACAGGUUAUUGCGGUGGCCAAGACUUGCAACCUCAUUUUCAUCGUCCUUGAUGUGAACAAGCCAUUGGUUGACAAGCGAGUCAUCGAAAACGAAUUGGAGGGCUUUGGCAUUCGCAUCAAUAAGAAGCCUCCCAACAUUGUCUUCAAGAAGAAGGACAAGGGUGGUAUCGCCAUCACGGCCACUCAGCCAUUGACUCAUAUCGACCACGACGAAAUCAAAGCUGUAAUGGGCGAGUAUAAGAUUUCGUCAGCCGAUAUCUCCAUCCGAUGUGAUGCCACCAUUGACGACCUGAUUGAUGUCCUGGAAGCCAGGAGUCGCAGCUACAUCCCCGUCAUCUAUGCGCUGAACAAGAUCGAUGCUAUUUCCAUCCAAGAGUUGGAUUUGCUGUACCGGAUUCCAGACGCCUGCCCAAUUAGCUCGGAGCAUGGAUGGAAUAUCGACGAGCUGCUGGAGAUGAUGUGGAAAAAGCUCAAGCUGCGCAGAAUCUACACGAAACCCAAGGGCAGAGCGCCCGACUACACAGCACCUGUCGUGCUGCGUUCUUACGCGUGCACAGUCGAGAAUUUCUGUGACGCUAUUCACCGCACAAUCAAGGACGAUUUCAAGCACGCUAUUGUGUAUGGUCGCUCCGUGAAGCACCAGCCGCAGCGAGUCGGUCUUUCGCACGAGCUUGGCGAUGAAGAUAUCGUGUCGAUCGUCAAGCGGUAA